AUGCCGACAGAUCUUACUCCGCACUUUCAGUAUAUGGCCACAAGCUUGUUUGUUGGUUACAAAGCUCUACUAAAUAAUGAAACUCCAGUGUCGUGUAUAGUCGUGGAUUCAAAGUCAGAUAAAAUUAUCAGUAUUGGCUACAAUUACACCAACCACUCUCUUAAUGGUACACAACACGCAGAAUUUAUUGCUUUACAGCGAUUUACGGAACAAAAGCCGAGCAUUGGUUAUAAUGAUUUAAUCUUGUAUGUGACAGUGGAGCCUUGUAUUAUGUGUGCAUCUUAUUUACGUCAGUUGGGUAUCGGAAAGGUGAUAUUUGGCUGUGGGAAUGACAGAUUUGGAGGGAAUGGUACUAUUUUACCAAUACAUAGUGACACUACUUUACCAAAUGCAACCUAUUCCAGUAUUGGGGGUAUCUGUAGGACAGAAGGAAUACAACUAUUGCGGAAUUUCUACAUUCAACAAAAUGAGUCAGCACCAAACCCUAAAAUCAAAAAGAACACAGAUAUCGAAAGUAAGGAAUACCCAGAUAAUCAGUUUUGUAGCAUUUCAAAAGAUGAAUUUUUAGAAUUCUAUGGCAAAGAAAGAAUGCAUGUUUAUGACGGAAAGGUUUUUGAAAUUACCCCAUCAAUAGAUAAAGGUUAUGAUGUAAAAGACUUGGUAACAUUGGAUAUGAUGCGAAAAGUUCCAUUUCUAGAGGAUGAAUUGGGACGGAUUACAGAUGAACAAAUCAUUGAAUUUCACAAUUUGUUUUUCAACAUAAAAGACAACGGAAUGGUUAAUUAUAAAAAACCAAUAUGUAAAUAUAACAGCAAAAAGAGACAUUUUAAAAAUGAUGAAUAG
This is a messenger RNA of Candida dubliniensis CD36, 843 nucleotides long. RefSeq names its product tRNA(adenine34) deaminase. The record is from RefSeq and is a predicted model, not a curated record. Lineage: Eukaryota; Fungi; Ascomycota; Pichiomycetes; Serinales; Debaryomycetaceae. Gene Ontology annotation, biological process: tRNA wobble adenosine to inosine editing. The coding region runs from base 1 to 843 and encodes 280 amino acids. Gene Ontology annotation, molecular function: zinc ion binding; tRNA-specific adenosine-34 deaminase activity. The transcript has a single exon. Gene Ontology annotation, cellular component: nucleus; cytoplasm.